Molecule: messenger RNA, 1195 nt
Organism: Tribolium madens (black flour beetle)
Lineage: Eukaryota; Metazoa; Arthropoda; Insecta; Coleoptera; Tenebrionidae
Gene: JMJD4
Product: 2-oxoglutarate and iron-dependent oxygenase JMJD4
Exons: 2
Coding region: 1-1140 (379 amino acids)
Biological process (GO): negative regulation of gene expression; protein hydroxylation; positive regulation of translational termination
Cellular component (GO): nucleus; cytoplasm
Molecular function (GO): histone H4R3 demethylase activity; sequence-specific DNA binding
Source: RefSeq, a predicted model, not a curated record
AUGGAAUUUGAAAUUGAAACUUGUGAUAUCUGCACAAAUAAUAAUUUUAAUCCUAGUGGUAUAUCUGUUCUAAAUAAAGAUGUGAGAUAUAAAGAAUUUUUUAACAACUUUAUGAAACCAAACACCCCUUGUGUCAUAAAAAAUAUUACAGAAGAAUGGGAAGCACACUCUAAGUGGUUAAAUGGACAAAAGACACCAAAUUUAGAUUAUUUGAAAGACAAGUACGGUAAUUGCGAGGUUACUGUUUACAACUGUAAUGAAAAAUAUUUCAAUUCGCAAAAAACAGAAACUUGCAAAUUGGACACAUUUUUAAAUAAUUGGAAUUUCCUUAAAUAUAAAUCAAAGUAUUUGAAAGAUUGGCAUUUGAAAAAUACGUUCAAAGACGACAAUUUUUACACCGUUCCUAUCUAUUUCGCGUCCGACUGGCUAAACGAGUAUUUAACUGAAAAUUCCGAGGAUGAUUAUCGUUUUGUAUAUAUUGGACAAGCCGGAACUUGGACACCUUUCCAUGCUGAUGUUUUUAAUUCCUUCAGUUGGUCGGUAAAUGUAUGUGGUAGGAAAAAAUGGAUUCUUUUCCCACCAGGUGAAGAAAGUUUAUUACGGGAUUCCCUCAAUAAUCUUCCACAUGACAUCAGCGCUAUGAAUCACACUUGUCGACAUUUUGAGGUAAUCCAAAAUGCUGGAGAGGCUAUUUUUGUACCAUCGGGUUGGUUUCACCAAGUAUGGAAUUUGGAAGAUACAAUUUCUAUAAAUCAUAAUUGGGUCAAUGGAUGUAACAUAAUGAAAAUGUGGGACGCGAUCGAUAAUAAUUUAAAAUGUGUGAAAAAAGAAAUAGAAGACUGUUCUGAUAUGGAGGGUUUCCUACAUCACUGUCAAGUUAUGCUCAAAGCUUCAUUUGGAAUGAAUUUUUACAAAUUUUAUGAUUUUCUUAAAUUUAUUGCCUUAAAGAGACUGGCACAAGUGCACAAAAAGAAAAAAGAAGAACUUUUUCACGGACAUAUUUUGGGUUUAAAUCACGCCUUUUUCGAUUUACAAUCUGUAAAAACGGUUUUGGAAAUGUUCUGCCAACACUGUGAUAUCACGGAAUUAUUUGGAGCAAAGAUUUUGGAAAUGAAAAAAAUAAUUGAUGAAAUUGCAUAAGAAAAACAAAACAAUAUUUAUUAAAAUAAAAAAAAUCAAUAUUUAGACUUAUUAA